Cercocebus atys (sooty mangabey) is the source of this 2428-nucleotide messenger RNA. It is a transcript of the gene CA9, whose product is annotated as carbonic anhydrase IX. The transcript has 11 exons. Bases 702 to 2291 code for a protein of 529 amino acids. Gene Ontology annotation, cellular component: plasma membrane. Gene Ontology annotation, molecular function: carbonate dehydratase activity; zinc ion binding. The record is from RefSeq and is a predicted model, not a curated record. Lineage: Eukaryota; Metazoa; Chordata; Mammalia; Primates; Cercopithecidae.
AAUCCACCUACCUCAGCCUCCCAAAAUGAGGGACUGUGUCUUAUUCAUUUCCAUGUCCCUAGUCCAUAGCCCAGUGCUGGACCUGUGGUGGUACUAAAUACAUAUUUGUUGGAUGCAAUAGUAAAUAGCAUUUCAGGGAGCAAGAACUAGAUUAACAAAGGUGGUAAAAGGUUUGGAGAAAAAAAUAAUAGUUUAAUUUGGCUAGAAUAUGAGGGAGAGUAGUAGGAGACAAGGCGGAAAGGUCUCUUGGGCAAGGCUUUGAAGGGACUUGGAAGUCAGAAGUACACAAUGUGCAUAUUGUGGUAGGUACUGGGGAGCCAAUGAAGACUUUUGAGCAGUUGAAUAACGUGAUGAAAAAUAAAUAUAGGUUAAACCUAUCAGAGCCCCUCUGACACAUACACUUGCUUUUGAUUCAAGCUCAAAUUUGUCUCCCACAUACCCAGUACUUAACUCACCCUCGGGCUCCCUAGCAGCCUGCCCUACCCCUUUACCUGCUUCCUAGUGGAGUCAGGGAUGUAUACAUAAGCUGCUUUCCCUCUCAGCCAGAGGACAUGGGGGCCCCAGCUCCCCUGCCUUUCCCCUUCUGUGCCUGGAGCUGGGAAGCACGCCAGGGUUAGCUGAGGCUGGCUGGCAAGCAGCUGGGUGGUGCCAGGGAGAGCCUGCAUAGUGCCAGGUGGUGCCUUGGGUUCCAAGCUGAGUCCAUGGCCCUGAUAACCUUCUGCCUGUGCACACACCUGCCCCUCACUCCACCCCCAUCCUGGCUUUGGUAUGGGGGAGGGGGCACAGGGCCAGACAAACCUGUGAGACUUUGGCUCCAUCUCUGCAAAAGGGCGCUCUGUGAGUCAGCCUGCUCCCCUCCAGGCUUGCUCCUCCCCCACCCAGCUCUUGUUUCCAAUGCACGUACAGCCCGUACACACCGUGUGCUGGGACACCCCACUGUCAGCCGCAUGGCUCCCCUGUGCCCCAGCCCCUGGCUCCCUCUGUUGAUCCCAGCCCCUGCUCCAGGCCUCACUGUGCAACUGCUGCUGUCACUGCUGCUUCUGGUGCCUGCCCAUCCCCAGAGGCUGCCCCGGAUGCAGGAGGAUUCCCCGCUGGGAGGAGGCUCUUCUGGGGAAGAUGACCCACUGCAUGAGGAGGAUCUGCUCAGUGAAGAGGAUCCACCCAGAGAGGAGGAUCCACCCAGAGAGGAGGAUCUACCUGAAGUUAAGCCUAAAUCAGAAGAAGAGGGCUCCCUGAAGUUAGAGGAUCUACCUACUGUUGAGGCUCCUGGAGAUCCUCAAGAACCCCAGAAUAAUGCCCACGGGGACAAAGAAGGGGAUAACCAGAGACACUGGCGCUAUGGAGGCGACCCGCCCUGGCCCCAGGUGUCCCCAGCCUGCGCGGGCCGCUUCCAGUCCCCGGUAGAUAUCCGCCCCCAGCUCGCCGCCUUCUGCCCCGCCCUGCGACCCCUGGAACUCCUGGGCUUCGAGCUCCCGCUGCUCCCAGAACUGCGCCUGCGCAACAAUGGCCACAGUGUGCAACUGACCCUCCCUUCCGGGCUAGAGAUGGCUCUGGGUCCCGGGCGGGAGUACCGGGCUCUGCAGCUGCAUCUGCACUGGGGUGCUGCAGGUCGUCCGGGCUCGGAGCACACUGUGGAAGGCCACCGUUUCCCUGCCGAGAUCCACGUGGUUCACCUCAGCACCGCCUAUGCCAGAGUUGAGGAGGCUUUGGGGCGCCCCGGAGGCCUGGCCGUGUUGGCCGCUUUUCUGGAGGAGGGCCCGGAAGAAAACAGUGCCUAUGAGCAGUUGCUGUCUCACUUGGAAGAAAUCGCUGAGGAAGGCUCAGAGACUCAGGUCCCAGGACUGGACGUAUCUGCACUCCUGCCCUCUGACCUCAGCCGCUACUUCCGAUAUGAGGGGUCUCUGACUACACCGCCCUGUGCCCAGGGUGUCAUCUGGACUGUGUUUAACCAGACAGUGAUGCUGAGUGCUAAGCAGCUCCACACCCUCUCUGACGCCCUGUGGGGACCUGGUGACUCUCGGCUACAGCUGAACUUCCGAGUGACGCAGCCUUUGAAUGGGCGAGUGAUUGAGGCCUCCUUCCCUGCUGGAGUGGACAGCAGUCCUCGGGCUGCUGAGCCAGUCCAGCUGAAUUCCUGCCUGGCUGCUGGUGACAUCCUAGCCCUGGUUUUUGGCCUCCUUUUUGCUGUCACCAGCGUCGCCUUCCUUGUGCAGAUGAGAAGGCAACACAGAAGGGGAACCAAAGGGGGUGUGAGCUACCACCCAGCAGAGGUAGCCGAGACUGGAGCCUAGAGGCUGGAUCUUCGAGAAUGUGAGAAGCCAGCCAGAGGCGUCUGAGGGGGAGCCAGUAACUGUCCUGUCCUGCUCAUUAUGCCACUACUUCCUUUUAACUGCCAAGUAAUUUUUUAAAGUAAAUAUUUAUAAUAAAA